Molecule: messenger RNA, 1565 nt
Organism: Etheostoma cragini (Arkansas darter)
Lineage: Eukaryota; Metazoa; Chordata; Actinopteri; Perciformes; Percidae
Gene: pus3
Product: pseudouridylate synthase 3
Exons: 7
Coding region: 150-1565 (471 amino acids)
Biological process (GO): tRNA pseudouridine synthesis; mRNA pseudouridine synthesis
Cellular component (GO): cytoplasm; nucleus
Molecular function (GO): pseudouridine synthase activity; RNA binding
Source: RefSeq, a predicted model, not a curated record
AACCCAGUACGGGAAAUCGGUCCGCUCUCAAAAUCGGUCCGACUCUAGCAAACCCGUAUAAGCAUGAAAAGUAACGUGUACGCCAGACACCCAGAAAGCUGACAGAAAAACACUGACAAAAGUUUGUCAGCAACAUAUACACUCAAAGCAUGUCAGAGGCUUUAAUCAGGAGAAUACAGGAGCUGGAGGCAGACCUGAAGAAGCUCAAGUCCCAGCUGAAGGAGAGGAGAGACGCUGGAGAUGAUCUAUCUCCUAUUGAACACACAGACUGCAGACCUGAUUCUAAUACCAGCAGCAGCAGAAAGGGUAAGAAAGCAGGCAAAGAGCGUCCUUUUGACUUUUCCGCCCAGCCUCGGCGCCAUGUGGCCCUGCGGCUGGCUUACCUGGGAUGGUCCUAUCAGGGGUUUGCAGUUCAGGAGAACACUGACAACACUGUGGAGGCCCGAGUCUUUGAGGCUUUGCUGAAGACGCGGCUGAUACAGGACCGACAGAGCUCCAACUAUCAUCGGUGUGGACGUACUGAUAAAGGAGUCAGUGCUUUUUCCCAAGUCAUAACUAUUGAUGUACGCUCCACGCAAUUUUGUGGAGGACCUGGCGUCACCGUCCCUGAACAUGUUGAUGUUAGUGCCAAAAAUAAAGCUACUGGCCCCGAGCUUCCAUAUGUGAAGAUGCUGAACAGAGUCCUGCCCCCGGACAUUAGGAUCUUGGACUGGGCGCCAGUAGCAGAGGGCUUUAGUGCACGCUUUGACUGUCAGUCCCGCACGUACCGGUACUACUUCCCUCGCGGAUCCUUGGAUGUAACGCUGAUGGCAGAUGCUGCAAAAAGAUACGAGGGCACUCAUGACUUUCGCAACCUUUGCAAAAUGGAUGUGGGCAACGGAGUUCUGCAGUUUGAGAGGACCAUCUUGUCAGCAUCAGUCAAGCCGGUGCAGCCUCAGCACAUCAACAGCACAAAUCAAAAUGAUCUCUUUAUAUUUGAAAUCAAAGGACUGGCCUUCCUUUACCACCAGGUACGAUGCAUGAUGGCACUGCUUCUCCUGAUUGGGCAGAAACUGGAAGCCUCGGACAUAAUAAAUAAGCUUCUGGAUGUUCAGAGUAACCCCAGGAAGCCCCAAUACAGCAUGGCAGUAGACUACCCGCUGGUGCUGUACGACUGCCACUUUGAAGGUUUGAGCUGGAAACAGGAGUGUGAAGAGGUGAACCACGUCCUGUCUGCACUGCAGCACCACUGGACCCAGAGUGCAAUCAAGACCCACGUCGUCCAUGGGAUGAUCCAGGGUUUGGAGGCCAUAGGUGGUGUGUCCUCUAAUCAUUGCUGGCUAGUAGAAGGCAGCAAGCAGAGAAACUACAGGCCCCUGCUGGAGCGUCCAUGCUGCGAGAGCCUGGAGUCCAGAAUAAACCAUUUUGUCAAAAGAGGCAGGCUGGAGCAGGAGGAAGGGGAGAAUGGAAGUGAAAUGGUCCACAGAGGGAAAAGGUCCAAACAUUCCCACGUCUCCCCCAGUCUGCCAGUUUCUUCAGAGAUGCCAGUGUCAAAACAAAGUACAGAUCAAAAAGCAGAAGAUUAA